Messenger RNA from Oreochromis niloticus (Nile tilapia), 6279 nucleotides. RefSeq names its product protein phosphatase 1, regulatory subunit 3Aa (gene ppp1r3aa). Gene Ontology annotation, molecular function: protein phosphatase 1 binding; glycogen binding. The coding region runs from base 192 to 4370 and encodes 1392 amino acids. Gene Ontology annotation, cellular component: protein phosphatase type 1 complex. The transcript is spliced from 5 exons. The record is from RefSeq and is a predicted model, not a curated record. NCBI's taxonomy places the organism in Eukaryota, Metazoa, Chordata, Actinopteri, Cichliformes, Cichlidae. Gene Ontology annotation, biological process: regulation of glycogen biosynthetic process.
UUUGGGCCACACUUGAUUGCAAGACAGGAGGGACAGGGAGUGUGAAAUAGAGGAGGCCAGCAGAAGAUUUUUUUAGGAGCUUGUAAUGUUUAGAGAAAUUAGUCUGAAUUGGAGGUUUAUCAUGAUGAAAAGCAAUAUACUACCAACACCCCUGUCUGUUUCUGGACAACGAAAAAAGAUGGGAUAUAAAAAUGGAGCAUGCAACUACGCCGGGCAAGGGUCACUCUGCUCUGUGCCACCCUCCUAGCGGACAGACGGCAGGACAGGCAGACAGCUCAAGACCAUCGCGUAUUAUGGAGACUCUGUGCGUUCAACCCUCGCAACAGGACGGGCUGAUGAUGGAGGAGGAACAAGGGAAAAGUGGAAAACCGAAUGAGGGGGGAAUGAAGGCCUCUUCUCCCACGGGCUCCACCACAGAUGAGGAGACAGAUGACGACUCGGAACCAGAACCCCCACCAGUUAUUCGCAGGAAGGUGUCUUUUGCAGAUGCAUUUGGCCUCAACCUGGUCUCUGUCAAGGAGUUUGACAGUGCUGAAGCGGCAGAACUAGAAGUCAGUCGGGCUGCUGAGCAGGAGGCACUUCAUUCAUUAGAGGAGCUCUAUAUGUGCUGUCUGUUUACAGUCCCGUCAUCCCCGGAGGAGCUGGAACAGAGGCUGCAGGCACAGAUGGUCGAACUGGAAAGCAUUGAACUCCUCCCGGGGACCACCACCCUUCGAGGGAUCGUCAGGGUGGUCAACCUCUGCUACAGUAAGUCUGUUUUUGCCCGGAUCACUCUCGACCGCUGGAACAGCUGCUUUGACCUCCCGGCAGACUACGUGCCCGGGUCCAGUGACAGAAAAACAGACAGGUUUGCCUUCAAGUAUACUUUGGUGCCUCCGUUUGAGAGAGAAGGGACUAGAUUGGAGUUCUGUCUCUGUUAUGAAUCAUCAGCGGGCACAUUCUGGGCUAACAACAAAGGACUUAACUACGUGAUGUUUUGCCACCAAAAGGGACAGAUAAAGGAGCAUGGGCCUCAAAUGCAAGAGGAGAGCUACAAGAGCAAGAGGAGCUGUCUCAAAGCUAACAGGAAUGGAAGCACAGUGGAGAAGACCCGGGAUAAUGCUAACGCAGCAACAGUUGCUACAGAACUAGAACCAACACAGAGAGCAGAAAAGGCCCACAGGCAGACACUGGACAGCAAAGAUGUCCAGUUAUUACUUCACAGUGAUGAGCACAGAACUUUGGUGGAGAGCGUAAAAAGCAGACGCAAAGCAGCACGUUUGGCACGUGUGCAGGACUACCUCUCCCAAAGAACGCAUCAAGAAUCCAAGGAUCUUGCAUGUGACUCAGCCAGUGGCCAGAAAGACUCUCAGUCUAUGCCGGCUCCCUGGGGUGACUCUGCCAGCUUGCUCUAUAAAUACCAAAAGGCGCAACCGAACGAGUGCCCACAAGUCCUCACCUACCAUCAGAUUCCUCUCCUUACACUGGACUGGAGCAAUGACAAACCCCAGCAGUGGGAGACGGCUGACGCGCAUGACAUCUGGAGCGGAAGAGCUAAAACGAUCUUGUCAAAAGAAGAAAACGCACCUUCUACUGAUGACAUGUGGGAGACCUUUCUUCCCGGUACAGAUGAUACCGACAAUAAAAAAGCCUCUGUGUGCGAUGCAUGGCAGGCCUUUCUUAAUGGGCCCGACCAUUCCAACGUUCCAGAGUCAGAAUGGCUGCAGACAGCAGCAUCAGUGUCUCCUUCAAACGACAAAGGGCCCCAACCCCAAUAUUCAGCAUUUCGAGAAUUUCAACUGGGUGCAGAUAUUCCUGCCGCCGCACAGGCACACUGCUUAGAUGCACGUCAGCCUCUGUCAGACACAUGGGGAGAACUGUUGGCUAAUGUUGCCUUGAACACCGAAGACCACCAGCCAGCAGAGGCAUGUGUCACCAGCCCAAGAGAUGACAACGCAGCAACACAAGACGCAUCCCAAAGGUCAGAGACAAGCUCUGUAACAGACACUCCACAGAAAUUUUGCCUCGAGGGGGCACCGCGGUCCGAGGACUCUAUUGACAGUUCAGCCGAGUGUCACAAGCAUGUGGUCCGGGAGCGAGAAAGGGAAGGAAUAAUAGGAGGAGCGAAAGAAGUAGAAGAGGAGCCCAUCACAUCACACAUGGCUGACUUAAUAACAAGCUCAGGGGAGUCGCAGACAACAGACAUGACAGCAAUGCCAGGGUUUCAGAAUGCCAGUGCUGUUGAUAGUAUCUCACAGGAAGCAAGGCUGGAUGAGGGUCUUUCUUCCACCGGGGAAGGAGAGGUUACAGGUACUGCACACAAUGCCGUAGAUGACACACUGGCAUUUAGGGAGACAAUCAGACAAGGGACAAAGGAUGGGGCGAGGUAUGUUUCUUCCACAUCCAGAAAAGGAGUGGAGGAGGAAGACAUCAUGAUGAACUAUACAGAAAAUAAAGCAUCUACAGAGGAGGAGAUAUUUAGGCCACACAGAACAGAAGAGAGUGAAACCUCCCCAAGGUAUGCAGAUGAAAUGCAGUGUGAGCAAUUUGGGCCAAACAGAAAUGGCGGAAAUCAGCAGGAGAGUGAUAGAAAUGAAACAGGACCUCAACAUUUACACGCUGGUAGAUUUGAUUCAAAGCAGGAAAACAAAAUCGUGGCAGCCGAAUUGAAUGAAGAAUUGAACACCAAAGGCGUGACAGCACUCGAAAAGACAGAGCAGGAAACUUCCUUUUCAACAACAGGUAAUGAAACAAAGGGACUAAUAAGUACAGCAGAGGAAAGGUUCCAGGCGUUAGAUGAUCAAGCAUGGCAACAUAAUGAUACAGCUUUAGAUGUGAGUGCAUCAAUAAUUUUGGAUGUGCACGACAAACAGUCACAGUCAGUCCAAAGAGGCAAGGAGCCAAAAGUCGAGAUGAAGCAGGAAUCACAAAUGGAACAAAACGGACUGAAAUUGAAAGAAGGUGAGCACGGAUUAAACUUCAACAAGACAGAGGUGGGAAAAAGCUUUAGUUGCAACGGAAUAAUAGAAAAUCAAUCAGAAAAGACGAGACCUACUGAGAAAUCAAAUGAUGUCAACCAGGCUUUCCAAAGUGGCCGCAAUACAUUCAGACCUCCAGCAAAUAAAUGCAACCCAAAGGGACUGGAAGUGGUUGAAGUGGGAUCGACUGACUCACAGGAAGACACGGAGGGUCAAAAUGAGAACAUAUGUGGCAAAACGAGCCAAGAGGAAAUCGAAGUAAAGGAGAAUACUGCGAAGAAAGACACUUCAGCGGAACACCAAUCUGAGACGUUACAAAGACUAGAAGGAGAUACGAGUCAGGAAGACAGAGAUGAGAUGAUGAGUAUUCGGGAGCUGAAAAUGGAAGCAGGGAGGGAGUUGAUGGGUAAUGUGGAGGGCCCUCAGGGGGAGAGGAAGAAUGCACCGGCAGAAUUGAAAGAAGAAGAGUUGUCAGCAGAAGUUGAGAGCUCUCUGCGUGUUGAAUAUAAAAAGCUGUCAGAUGGAACAAAAGAACCUAUUAUGGGAGAAAAUACUGCAUCACUUGAGGUGAUAGAGGUGGGAUUGGAGGAGAUCUUCAUAGAAAGAUUUGUAGAAGAUUUGGUCAGGGGGAUUUGGGAAGAGGUCUUUGGGAGAGAAGUGCAGACAUCAAAUAGACACACUGAUAUUGUUGAUGGAAUGGGGUGCAUGCUGAGAGAUACUACACAAGGCUGCCAUCUUCUUUUUGAAAAAGACUUCAAUGACACUUUUGAUUCAGGUGUAUUUUCCUUGACGGAAUUACCAACAGAUCCAAACUCAAGUUUCUGUCAAGGCCUAGAGCAAGCCGUACCCACUAAAGGCCAUGAACGCUCUGUGCUAGAAGGAAGUAAGUUACUUGACACAGCAGAACAAACUCACUUUGUCUCUGAAUCACAUACAGAUUUGAUUUUGAGUUCUAAUCUCAGUCACAAUCUCACCACCACCUUAGAUGUGCGUAGUCGGCAAUCAUUGCCUGAAACAACUCCAGCUCUGGGAGAAGCUCCGAUGGAUCAGAAAAGCCACACUCACAUAAAAGAAAGAUCGGCUGCUCGUUGUGAGACAGGCAGACAAAUAGAAGGCUGUGUAGUUGCCCACGGAGAGAUUUUUAAUAAAUCAGCCCACCCAUCUCACAAACAUCCAUCUUCUUCCUCAGAGAAAUUAAAAGAGACCGAUGGUCUUGUAUGGUGCAGUAUAUUAUAUAUCCUCAGUCACGUCACCAGACUUCUAAUCUAUGCCCUCUUAAUUAGUGGAUUCUUUGUCAUUGUUUUCCUCUAUGAUUUCCCAGCGGUUUUUGCUCUCUACAUAUUUUCAUUGUCAUGGUGGUUUUAUAAGUGGAGGAGACAGCACGUGAUGACAGACAAGGAGAUGGUGGAAUAGCCUAAAAUUUAAGAAAAAGCAAGUAUGGUGAAGAGUGCUACCUGUGGCAUUUUUAAACAUCAGCACAGUACUGUAAACUGUAACGUUCACUACCAUGCACAGUGCUAUUAGAGUGUGUGUGAGUGUGUGUGCGUGUUUGUACAUUUGGCUGAUUUUCCCAUCUCUUAAGUUACUUAAUAGACCGAUUCCCAAACUUUUUGGGGUUGACGAACCAUUAAAACUGAACAAAAUCUACUACGUACCUGUUUUUGGACUUGCCUGCAUUUUUUUUGGUUAAUUUAAAUACAGUCUAGUGGUAAAAAAUAUGGAUGAAGUUACAAUAAGACUCACUAAACAAACAGAAUUUGGUGCAGAAAUAUGUUUUUGUUGUUGCAUGUUUUGUAACCCUAUAAAUCUGUCUGCAACUCCAAGCAGUCGAUCUAAUUUGAGUUCCCAUUAGGCCGUCAUUCUGUGGGUGAAAAAGACAGAAUAAAGGAAUCGGUGGGUGUUUUGGUUCACUCAUCAAUAAAAAUUUACAAUAAACCUCAAACUGAACUGAACAUUUUUAAAAUCAUAUGAAUUUUCACCUUUUGUUGAAUGUUUUAGUCCACAGAAAUGUUUACGUGUAUGACGUGUGUAUGUUUGCUGUGUUUUAUGGGCCCAAUACCACUUUAUUAUGUAACAAAUGGAACAAAUUUCCUUGAUUUUCUUCAAUAAAAGAAAUUCAUGUGACUAAAAAAAAAUACAACAAAGAAACCCCCAUUGUUUUUUACAUUGACACAGCAAGAUUUAUUUUGCCCUGGACAUUUUCAUAUUUCACAAUUGAUGAACUUUGCAUGAUGCAUGUUUUAUGACACUACAGCUUUGUGGUUUGUUCAGUAUAUCCUAGACUUUGAUUGUACAAGGUCAUUAUACUUACUGUAAUUAUUCACUGACAGAAUGAACUAAAGUAAGUCUUGAGAGGACUCAGAUUACAUUUUUAUUGUACUAUGUUUUGCAAUUCAAGUAAUUUGUUAGUUGCACAGCCCUAGGGACCAGUCAGUGACCCUCUGGAAAACUCCGGUCGCUAUGGAAACGUGUGUACUCUGUGAAAGGUGGGCAAGUGGGUGCUGGAAGUUGGUUGCUGUGGUCAGGUGAAAUCAGUUUUAAAAAAAGUUACUGCUAUGGACAAAGAGGUUUUUGUUUCCCUUAUUUAACUUAGCAACAGCGAUCAACUUCCACGAUCAUCUUUCCAACCAACUGGGGAAUAUAUUUUUUUUUCCUAGUAACCACAUGUUCCCAGGGGGUUUCUGACCUGCCUCUAGGCCUGUGAGACUGAUGCCUAAGCAGUCUGUUAUUUUUAAAAUAUGAGCACAUUUUUCAUUUGCUUUGGUUGUGACACAAGAUGAAAAAAGGAAAAUAUCUGAAGCAUCUGCAGUGUUUCUGUCUUGCUUGUGUCAGUGUCCAUCUUAAGGUAAUUGAGGAAAGAAGCUAAUGAGCUCAGCUCCAUAUUUUAAAGUAGCAAGUAGCUAAGCAAACCUUAGCUGGCUAGGCCAGGUGACGUAAAAGCUAGCUCCACAGAAGCUAGCUUUUAGCUAAGCUGUUACCUAGAGGAGAAUUCACAAGCUUGUUGCUGGUAAUGUUGUGGAAGAGAUGAUCCUGUCAUUAAUUUACUAUAAAACACAGUAACAAUGAUAUAGUCAGAGGUAAACUGACAGCAGGCUACACAGAUACUGGACAGUAUAACCAACAUGCAAAAGCUAAGUGCAAAGAAACAUUUGUUUUUAUAACCUAAAGUACUCUAAAGUUAGCAGUUUUUUUGUUAUUUGAUUUACAGGUUGCUAUAAAGAUUACUGCGUCUUUUAGAGAUUGUAGGUUUAAAGAUAUUCAUUUGGAAUAAUGACAGUAUCUGAAAGACAUUAAAGAUAUUAAAUAUCUAACAUUCAAAUAA